AUGUUGGAUGUCUUCCGGAGCCUUAAAACUUUACUUAAGACAAGUCGCGUCCAAAUUGAUAACAAUGUGUUUCGAUUGCAUUACUCCAUAACUGUUAUCCUAUUGUUGGCCUUUUGUGUGAUCAUUACCACAAAGCAAUACGUCGGCGAUCCUAUCGAUUGUGUCCGAAGUGAAGCCAUUCCUCAAAGAUUCACACAACAUAUACAGUGCCCAAAAGUUAUCAUAAAGAAGUUGGCGUUGAUGUUGUGGCUCCGGGAGUAG
Oppiella nova is the source of this 261-nucleotide messenger RNA. The record is from the annotation of a GenBank genome assembly. Lineage: Eukaryota; Metazoa; Arthropoda; Arachnida; Sarcoptiformes; Oppiidae.